Trachymyrmex cornetzi is the source of this 1432-nucleotide messenger RNA. Its product is annotated as SET domain-containing protein 4. The transcript is spliced from 2 exons. NCBI's taxonomy places the organism in Eukaryota, Metazoa, Arthropoda, Insecta, Hymenoptera, Formicidae. Gene Ontology annotation, molecular function: protein-lysine N-methyltransferase activity; protein binding. The coding region runs from base 91 to 1404 and encodes 437 amino acids. Gene Ontology annotation, biological process: peptidyl-lysine monomethylation; peptidyl-lysine trimethylation. The record is from RefSeq and is a predicted model, not a curated record.
CGAGAUACAUGUAUAGCAGCGGAGUCAUGACACGAUUGAUAUUAUCUAAUAGAUUCCACAUUACCAGACACAUAAUCAUCUAUAUAUGCAAUGGGGCGAACGUCGAGAAAACGCCGAAGGAAGAGGCUUAAUUUCGUAAAAUUGAAUGAGAACACUGAUGAGUCUCUGACGCAUUUAAAAUCCUGGCUUCUAAGUGAAAACUGUACAUCGAUUCGUUAUUUAAUACCAAAACAUUUUCCCCUCUCAGGCAGAGGUUUAAAAACAUUAAAGCGCGUAGAAAGUGAUGAAAUACUGGUUCAAUUACCUUUUCGAAUGUUAUUAACAACAGACGUCUUAUCACAGAGUCAUAUUAAAACUUUAUUCCUGCAUACCACUGAUAGUUUUAGUCCCCAAUGUAUGCUUGCAAUGUUUCUUGUAUAUGAGACACAUUUAGGUAUAGAGUCAAAGUGGUAUCUUUAUCUAAAAACACUGCCGCAGUCUUUCACAAAUCCAGAUUUCUGUUCCAACAAAGAGAAAGCAAUGUUACCAAGUUUUAUAUUGCGUCCUUUAUAUCAAACACAUAAAUUGCAAGAAGAUUUUUCUUUGCUAAUGAAAGUUACAAAACACAUGAAUGUUGAUAGAAGCCAUUGUCCUCAUUGCAAUGUGUGUCUGCAAAAGAUCCUAACAUUUGCAAAAUAUAAAUGGGCAUACUAUGUUGUCAAUACACGAGCUGUAUAUGUAGAUGCUAAAGUAUGCAAGGAGAACAUAUUUAACAUAAAACAACCUAAUAAUUUGGCUCUCGCGCCGUUCUUAGAUUUAUUUAAUCACGAUGUGAACGCCGCUGUUAAAGUAUCUAUUGUCACGGAUAACUAUCAGAAUCAAUUUUAUCAAAUUGUUACUUUGAAACCGUUUGACAAAGAAACGCAAGUGUUUAUUAAUUACGGUGCACAUGACAGUCUCAAGUUAUAUAUCGAUUAUGGAUUUUUCAUUCCAUGUAAUCCGCUAGAUGAAAUCCAAUUUAACAUCUUUGAUAUAAAGAGAUGUUUUGACAUUUCAAGGAAUAAAUUAGAUUUUAUUACAUUCAAUGGUUUCCACAAGAAUAUGUCAUUUACUCGCGACGGUUUGAAUUACAAUGCGACAAUGGCAUUAUUUAUAUCGAGUACAAAGUUAGAGAAGGACCGUUGGAAACUGAAAAUAUAUGGCGAAACGUUCGAUACAGAGGAACGGAGUAUAAUCAAUAAGCUAGGAAUAAAUGUCUUAAACUUGAAAAGAACGAAGUAUAUGUAUGCUUUAAGUAAUAUGAAAAAUGUUAAAUUUAAAAGCCUGAGCUUUUCAAUCGCGAUUAAUCUCAUAGAAGAGUAUAUUAAUAUCUUAGAUGCUGCAUUUAAUUAUAUGGAGAAACUAAGAAAUGCUAUAUUAUAUUAAAUAUAAUGCAGCUUUCCAAAUUAAUAUA